This is a messenger RNA of Halteromyces radiatus, 2385 nucleotides long. RefSeq names its product Dynamin central region-domain-containing protein. Gene Ontology annotation, cellular component: peroxisome; membrane; microtubule. Gene Ontology annotation, biological process: peroxisome organization. The record is from RefSeq and is a predicted model, not a curated record. The transcript has 12 exons. NCBI's taxonomy places the organism in Eukaryota, Fungi, Mucoromycota, Mucoromycetes, Mucorales, Cunninghamellaceae. Gene Ontology annotation, molecular function: GTP binding; microtubule binding; GTPase activity. Bases 117 to 2276 code for a protein of 719 amino acids.
UUUUUUUUGACUUUCAGAACUUUUCUCUUCUUUUAUCUUGGCAAUCCUUUUUUUUUUUCAUUCUCUUCUCUAUCUCACUUGUUCAACUUUUUUUUUAUUUUUACACGGUUGUUUGCAUGGAUACAAAUCUUAUUAAAACAGUCAAUAAACUUCAAGAUGCUUUCUCUACUGUGGGUGUUCAUAAUCCUGUAGAUUUACCUCAAAUCACUGUGAUCGGAUCUCAAUCUAGUGGGAAAAGUUCAGUUUUGGAAAAUAUUGUUGGUAGGGACUUUCUUCCACGUGGUAGUGGUAUUGUUACUCGACGACCUUUAGUUCUUCAACUUAUCAAUCGACCUGCUGUACCAAAAACAAAUGGAACAAUAUCCAAUGAUGAUAAUGAUGAUAAUCAAGAUUCACCUGUUACUGGAAAUGGAAAUAAUCCUGAUGAAUGGGGUGAAUUCCUUCAUUUACCUGGUGAAAAAUUCUAUGAUUUUGACAAGAUUCGUGAUGAAAUUGUACGUGAUACGGAAUUGAAAACUGGCAAAAAUUUGGGCAUUUCUUCUCAACCUAUCAAUCUAAGAAUCUUCUCACCCAAUGUACUGACACUGACUAUGGUAGAUUUACCAGGUUUAACAAAGGUACCAGUCGGCGAUCAACCAAAAGACAUUGAAAUUCAAAUUCGUGACAUGCUACUCAAAUAUAUCACUAAACCAAAUGCAAUCAUUUUAGCAGUAACAGCGGCAAAUACUGAUUUGGCAAACUCUGAUGGUUUGAAAAUGGCUCGUGAAGUGGAUCCUGAAGGUUUACGUACGAUUGGUGUCUUGACAAAAAUUGACUUGAUGGAUGAUGGGACGGACGUGAUAGAUAUUUUGGCUGGUAGAGUAAUUCCAUUGCGUUUAGGUUAUGUUCCUGUGGUCAAUCGUGGACAACGUGAUAUUGACAGCAAGAAAAUGAUCACAAAGGCUUUGGAAGCAGAGCAUCAAUUCUUUGAAAAUCAUCCAUCAUAUAAAAGUAAGGCUCAAUACUGUGGUACUCCUUUUUUGGCACGAAAAUUGAAUAUGAUCUUAAUGCAUCAUAUUAGAACAACUUUACCGGAAAUCAAAUCUAAAAUUCAAGCUGCUUUAAUCAAAUACCAACAAGAACUUCUCCAACUAGGCGAUCCACUGACCGAUGGGAAAGGAGGGCAAGCCAAUAUGGUGUUGAAUAUUAUCACUGAAUUUUGCACAGAAUUCCGCACAAUCAUUGAUGGCAACUCCAAUGAUUUAUCAAGUUUUGAAUUAUCUGGUGGUGCGCGUAUUAGCUUUGUAUUCCAUGAACUCUAUUCCAAUUGCAUCAAGAGUAUCGACCCUCUAGAACAAACCAAGGAUUCCGAUAUUCGUAUGAUCCUCUACAACUCUUCCGGUUCUUCUCCUGCAUUAUUUGUUGCUACCACUGCUUUUGAAGUCAUCAUCAAACAACAAAUCAAACGUUUAGAAGAUCCCAGUAUCAAAUGUAUCAAUAUGGUUUAUGAUGAACUUGUACGAAUCUUGGGUCAACUUUUGACGAAACAGUUUUUCAAACGGUUCCCUGCUAUGAAAGAAAAGUUUUAUCAAGUUGUUCUUGCCUUUUUCAAAAAAGCUGUAACGCCUACAACUAAAUUGGUAACAGAUCUAGUAGCUAUGGAAUCAUGUUAUAUCAACACAGCUCAUCCAGACUUUUUGAAUGGACAUCAAGCAAUUGCUACGGUGAAUGAACGACUACAUCCUAAACCUCAAACUAACGGAACCAAUGGUAUUGAACAUGGAAGCAAACCCACUAGUCGAAAUGCACCCACUGCUGCUCAUCAAUCGCCCUCCUUAUCAACAAGUAAUAGUCAUCUCAGUUUGGAUUCAAAUGCUACAGGUACUGAAAGCGGAUCCUUUUUUGGAAGUUUCUUUGCUGGUAACAAGAAAACAAAGAAAUCUGGAAGUGCAUUGAUGGAUUCAGCCGUCUUUGAUACUCCUCCUGCUUCUCUCAAGGCUACUGGAGCAUUAUCGGAACGGGAACAUAUGGAAACCGAAGUCAUCAAACUCUUGAUCCAGUCCUAUUACAAUAUUGUGAAACGAACAAUGAUUGACAUGGUACCCAAGGCUAUCAUGUUGAAACUUGUGAGUCGUGCCAAGGAAGAGUUACAAAGGGAAUUACUGACGGAAUUGUACAAGGCUGAUGUUUUGGAUGAUCUCUUACAAGAAUCUGAUUUCACUCAACAAAGACGAAAGGAAUGCAAGAAAAUGAUUGAGGCUCUUCAAAAGGCAGAUGCAAUUGUGGCAUCCGUUUGAAAUGGGAUAAGAAUGGGGUUCAGGUUGAAGGGGAUCAUUCAAUAUAGUUUUAUAAUUUUAGGUUUUGUUGUUUAUAUCUUUACAUAAAUAAAGAAUAUAUAAAUAUCUA